GCUUUGCACCCCGUUAGCUUUGACAUCAGCUGUUCUGCCUACCCAUCAGUAGCAUCCUGCUAGAAGAGACGGAGAAGCGCAAAUCCAUAGCAUGAUGUUUCUCUUAUUAAUUAUCGCGGGCCUCGGGGUGGUGACGCUGCUGGUGAUUUCAUUUGCACCACACAUACGAAGGUAUGCAGCAGGAGGAGUGUGCAAGUCCACAUCUAGGCUAGAUGGGAAGACGGUGCUUAUCACUGGAGCCAAUACUGGGAUUGGGAAGGAAACUGCUCUGGACCUGGCAAUACGAGGGGCUCGGGUGAUCAUGGCGUGCCGAGACGUGGAAAAGGGCGAGGAGACUGCAGCCAGUAUACGAGCUGUGUACUCCAGAGCACAAGUGGAGGUUCGAGAGCUUGACUUGGCAGAUACCUGCUCCAUACGAGCCUUUGCUCAGAGGUUUUUGAGAGAGGUCAACCAUCUUCAUAUUCUUAUCAACAAUGCUGGAGUGAUGAUGUGCCCCUAUAUGAAAACUAUCGAUGGCUUUGAAAUGCAUAUUGGAGUCAAUCAUUUGGGUCACUUCUUGUUGACGUACCUCCUGAUCGGGCUGUUGAAGCGCAGCGCGCCAGCCCGCAUCGUGGUGGUCUCCUCUCUGGCGCACAACUUUGGCUGGAUCCGUUUCCAUGACCUUCACAGCCAGGGCAGCUAUAACAGCGGAUUAGCAUACUGCCAGAGCAAACUGGCCAAUGUACUCUUUGCCAGAGAACUGGCUCGCAGACUCAAAGGUACUAAUGUGACAGUGAACUCAGUCCACCCGGGCACAGUGAACUCAGACUUGACCAGACACUCGACUCUCAUGACAAUAUUGUUCACCGUCUUCUCCAUGUUCCUGAAAACCCCGCGGGAAGGAGCACAAACCAGCAUAUACUGUGCCGUGGCAGAUGAACUGCACUCUAUCUCUGGGAAACACUUCAGCGACUGCGCCCCUGCCUUUGUAGCCCCUCAGGGAAGGAGCGAAGAGACAUCGAGGAGACUGUGGGACGUCAGCUGUGAGCUCCUCGGUAUCGAGUGGGACUGAUUCAGCUUUUAACUGCUAUCUGUCUCAGUUCUCCAAGGAGUCCUAACAUUUCUGUUCUUCUUCAUUCAUUUGUUUUAUUUGGGCUUUGAUGUUCUUUGAAUACUUUUUACAUAAUAAGCAUUCAGGUAAAUUAUAUAAACGAUACUAUAAUGUGAAGUUGCUUUUUUGUAAAUACAGAUACAUUGUAAAGAUUUGAGUAUUUUGGUGCUUCACAACAGCUCCUUAAACCAAAAUCACUCAACUAUAUUUUUGUGUUAACACAAAUACUUUUUAGGAGUUUUUUUGUGACACAAUGUGCAUACAGUGUAGGCAAAAAAAAAGCAACUUGAUGUAUUGUAAUGCUGUGGUGUGCAGUGAAGGGUUAAUGCAGGGUAAAAGACCAGCAUCUUUUUCAAAUAUUGUUUGCUUUCUCCAGAAUUUGCAGUUAAAUAGUUUGACUUUUGUGCCAGCACUUCUAAAAUUUGCAGGGGUUCUCAUUAUCAGCAUCAAGUAUUACGGGAGCUUGAACUGCAUAGAUGUAUUUUGUCAUAACUCUGCCGAUGUUCAGGAUAACAUUUUUCUACUUUGAAGCUAAUCAGAACUGGAAUCAUUUCACUGCAUGUUUGCAGAGAUUUUAUUCCCCACCUGCACUGGCACAGUCUACCUGCACAUUCCUGGAGGAACCACAGUUUCACAUUUUAAGGAUCUCCUAACUCAUAAUUCCUCUGCAGCAUUCACAUGUACAGAUGCCAAGAGUUUACAUCCAGUGUUUUAUACAAGUCAAACAUGCCUUUUACUACAAUUACAUUCAUGUUAAGAGUUGAAUGUUUACAUUUUAUGUAAAUAAACAGAAAUGUUCCUA
Melanotaenia boesemani (Boeseman's rainbowfish) is the source of this 1892-nucleotide messenger RNA. RefSeq names its product retinol dehydrogenase 12 (gene rdh12). NCBI's taxonomy places the organism in Eukaryota, Metazoa, Chordata, Actinopteri, Atheriniformes, Melanotaeniidae. The transcript has 7 exons. The record is from RefSeq and is a predicted model, not a curated record. The coding region runs from base 92 to 1051 and encodes 319 amino acids.